AUGACGAGGUCCAAAGUAGUUGAUUCUCUGACUGGAGAGACAAAGGAAAGCAGUUCUCGAACAAGUUCAGGAAUGUCUCUUACAAGAGGGCAGGACACAAUUAUUCGUACAAUUGAGAAAAGGAUAGCAGAUUACACCUCAAUACCAAUAGAGAAUGGUGAGGGCCUUCAAGUUCUCCACUAUGCAAUUGGACAGAAGUUCGAGCCUCACUUUGACUACACUAACGUUAGUUUCGUCACAAAAAAUGGAGGCCCUCGUAUGGCGACUCUACUUAUGUAUCUCUCGGAUGUUGAAAAGGGUGGCGAGACUGUGUUCCCUAACGCGACAGCAAAAGGCAAGCUGUCUAAUCAAUGUCUAAAGCUAAAGAGUGGUAUAUCUGUUAAACCUAAAAUGGGAGAUGCAUUGCUUUUCUGGAGCAUGAAGCCUGAUGGAUCUCGUGAUCCCACAAGCCUGCAUGGUGGAAGUCCAGUGAUUAAAGGCGACAAAUGGUCAGCGACCAAGUGGAUGCAUGUUAACAAGUACAACUAG
Miscanthus lutarioriparius is the source of this 528-nucleotide messenger RNA. The record is from the annotation of a GenBank genome assembly. NCBI's taxonomy places the organism in Eukaryota, Viridiplantae, Streptophyta, Magnoliopsida, Poales, Poaceae.